AUGGAAGCAUCUCAAACGCUGGAACUGGAGCGAUCGAUUCGAAUUGCGAUUGUUCCGCUGGGGAACACGCGUGAUAACGUAACAGCGGCAGUUCAACAUUGCCUUUCUCUAACUGAAGCUGUGAAAUUACAGGACAUCCCCGAAUUUGAGAUUUACUCAACUCGUUUCAAAUCAAGUGAUUACGAAUCGAAUACUGUAAAUAUUUUGUAUACAACGCAACAAACAAACUUCGGAGAAGGAGUUAUUUCUCCUUUUGAACCCUUUUUUGUACAAACAUAUAUGCGCGUUUUCGGAUUGAUCUGUGUAUAUGAUAUGCGAGACGGCUUAAACAUGAACUCUAUUGAAAAGCUGUUUCUGAACGAGUGCUGCAAGUUUCCACACACGGCGUUUCAGCUUCUUCUUCUUCUAAAAAGCGUGGACGCAAUGAGCAAGGAAGAUGCCGAGCAGGAGUACAGCCAAUUAGUUCGUUUGCUGGAAAACCGCGCUCACAAUGUCUCCAACAAAUCUGGAGCGGAUCGCGUAUUGGAUCAAAUCUACAGCGUUCCCUGCAUCGCCGGCGAUAGCCUUCUCCUUUUCCCUUCGUCCACAGGCGACUCCUCCGCCUCCGGACUCACGCACGUCUUUUUGAAGGACUUGGUGGACACGUUUUUCACCUCGCUGAACAAGUUCACAGCAGCGAUGGCGAUCCGCGAAUGCACGCUGUGGCUGUAUCAGUUAGAGCACGGGCUGAACGAUCGCUGGGUCAUCCUGCCUGGCGAAGAAAAAUACCGCGAGCGGUCCAAGAAGCAAAUCAACCGCGAGGGAAUGCUGGAAGGCUAUCUGAAUCUGGUGUGGGGCGAUUACUCGGGCGCGGCAAACAAGUUUUUCCUCGUGUCCAGCAAGUCGAAAGACGUUCUGCUACUGGCUGCCUGCAAUGAGGGCAAGAGCUGCUGCUUGCUGUGCGAUUUUUUGGAGCAUCCGCAGGAUUACAACCAUCUGGUAUCGAUGGUGAUGGAAGUGAAGCGGCUGAUGAACGAGGCGUAUGGUUUCUAUCGAAAGAAGGGCUACGAUGAAUUAGCGAUGAGCUGCUGCUUCAAACUGAUUUGGUUUUACAUUCGAAUCAUCCAGGUCGUUUCGCUUCUCCAAUCCCCCUUUCUCACUCUCGAAUUAUUGGAGCUGAGCGAAGAAGAAGCUGCCAUGGUCGCCAAUCCCGUCGAGUUUUUCACUCAUUAUCUGCGACAAAACGUGCUGUACGUGCUUGCGAAAUGCGACGAUAUCGUCACAACGCUGAUCGCUUCCGCUUCUUCCAAGCCGCUCUUGGCAUCGCUACUGCAAUGCGUCGCGAUCUGCGAAGAAAUGGGGUUCUACCGAAAGAGUUGCUACUUCAUGGAUAAGCUUGGGAAAUACGCAGAACAGCAGAAGAAAUGGGCGUUGUGCUAUUCGGUUUUUCAUACCUGCAUCACGCUUCUCUUCGAUCGAGACGCGUUCAAUCAGAGCCAGCCGGCCUUCAAUCUGUCCUUCGAUUCGCUCAAGACCGAUAAAAUCAGUCAGGCCAUCCAGUCGAAUUCGUGGUCAUCCAUGGCGCUCCACAUUCUGCAAGACAUGCAGCAAUGCGUGCGCGUGCUGGGAUACACCGAUCUCCGCAUCGAAUACAUUCUCCUGCUUCUCUGCUGCUUCAGCAAGCGUCGUGGCGAUGUGCGAAUGCUCCGAUUCGAUGAAUUCCAGGACACCGAGUGCAUUAUCGGCGCGCUUCUGUCCGAAUUGAACGAUAUCAGCACGAGUAUCGAGGAAUAUCACACCUUCGCGCCGUUUCCGAUUCGCUUUCUCUCCAUGCAGGCUGCGUGCUUAGCUGACGGCGAUGUCGUUUCGGAACGCUCAGUCUCGAAUAAAGGAUUUAUGUUUUUCCCCACGUUCAAACCCAAAACGGAACCCAAGAAAGUGCAAAACCCGAAGCAAAUCUGGGUGGUGGGCGACACCUACGCGAUGGACGUCACUCUCCACAAUCCUCUCUCGUCGUCGAUUCUCCUCCAUCGACUCGACACGCUGCAAGACGGUUCGGAACUCACGUGCAUCGCAGCACGAGACAUUUUGCUUCCGCCCUUCGCCAGCGUCACAUCGCGAUUGUAUCUAAUUCCGCACUCCUGCGGACAAAUGACGAUUCGAGGCCUUCGCGUUCAUAUCGGAAAUGUGUGGAGCUCCGUUUACUCCAAUUCAGCCUCCACUUCCCCGAUUUUGGAAGUGGAAGUGAUUCCCUGUUUCCCCAAACUGCCGAUUACCGUGUCGGCUCCGCCGCAGAAUUGCACGAAAGGUGAUUUGCAUUCGUUGGAAUUAACGCUGCGCUGCAUGGAGGAACAAAUCGGAGAUUUGACGAUCCAAAUCAAGAUGAUUCGAGGCGAGAAAAGUGGAAACGAAUGGAUUUUUGAAGGGUGA
Molecule: messenger RNA, 2409 nt
Organism: Blastocystis hominis
Lineage: Eukaryota; Bigyra; Opalinata; Blastocystidae
Exons: 17
Coding region: 1-2409 (802 amino acids)
Cellular component (GO): trans-Golgi network
Source: RefSeq, a predicted model, not a curated record